CUCCCGCACUGUGCAGUAAUCCCACGGUACUGGGACCGAACCAAGCACCUUCCAAGGUGCCUUUGCCUUCGUUGCAUACUACCUGGUACAACCGACGCAUUUACAGGUUGCCUUGGUUGCACGGUACGGUGGCAGGUCAAGGGCGGUCUAGCUAGCAGCUACUAGCUAGAGUGGAGGAGUUAUACGGAAGCCGGCAGGGGACCAGGUUGGUUCAACUCUACCUACCAGGCACUUGAACUGCAACAGCACCUUGCUAACCCCCGUUCGAACUGGCUCGUGGAGGUAUUGUCGUGUCCUGGGAGCAAGCAAUGAAUAGCAAGAGUAGAAAGCUCACAAAACCAAAAAGCAACAAACAAAAACACAACAAACAAAAGGGAAACUUACGACAGCGCUACCUUAUCCCACAAGCAACAAGAACCACUGCAAAACCAAAACCAAAACCAAAACGCAAAACUACCUCUCUCUAUCUACCGACAAACCAAUCAAGAACAACAAAACCAUGAAAUUCUCUGCUAUGAUCCUCCAAACUGGUGUCAUUGCAUCUCUCCUUUUGCACAGCGGGGAAGCUCGUUUGGGAAACAAGAAUGAUGAUAGUAACAAAGCACGGGCACUGGAUAGUACAUCGCCCCAAGACUGUGCAACCGCGUUGCAGUCAUAUCGGGAUAGCAGCGGAGAAACCUACACUCAAGUUCAGAUGGCAUGUCUGCAGUCUCCAACCUGUGCUGCAGCUGCUCCAAUUUGGAUCCCAAAUCAAGGCGCCGCCCCGAUGCACAUUGCCUGCAACUUUACGGAAACAACUGCCCAAACCGAGUUUAGUGACUGCGAGACACAAGAAUCGGAAGUGUCCUCCGCAUUGGGCAACUUGGUGGACUUUCCAGUGCGCAAUGACGCCAUCGGCCCCGAUGUGGCUCUUUUAAAGCUCUACAAUAUGGAAAACACAAACUACCACAAUGACAUGGGAAUCGAAUGGGGCAUUACCAAGGGUUGUAAUAGUGACAACCAUGUGUAUCUUCUCUACAAGAACAGAGAGGAUGGAGGAGAAGAGGGACUGUAUACUGUGGUUGGAUACCAGACCUUGGAAACCUUUGUAAACGGAGAAUUUGUCCAUGGUAAAGGAUUUGUGGAAGGAGAAGGUGUCAGUGGCAUUGCCCCUGGAAGUGAUUGUCCCUUUGGUCAUGAGAAGUCACUUGAGUUAUUGGGAUCCUGUCAACUGGUAGAAGAGGAAUCAGAGGAAUCAGAGGAAUCUGGAAACAGUAAACUUCUCAAGUCUCCGGACAGGCUAAGGUUAGAGAGUGGAGACGUCAAGGCUCCGAAAACAAAGGUUGCCGCAGCCAAUAGUGCAGGUGAUGAACAGGGAGCAGCAAUCCAGGCAGCAAACAUGGCAAAUCCUCAAGACUGUGCCGCUGCAUUGCAGACAUAUCGUGAAAGUAGUGGAGAAGCCUACACCCAGGUACAGUUGGAAUGUGUGCGGUCAUGUGCUGCUCCAAGUCGUCUUGUCGAUGCUGUUGCCAUGCAGAAAGAUACCUCUGCUAUUGUGUGCAGCUUUACAGAACAGACAAUCCAUUCAGAAUGGAGCAACUGCGAGACAACUAGCACCCAAGAAGAAAAGGACUUGGGCAGCUUGACUUUCACUGCAACAGUUAAUGAUUGGAUGACUGGCUUCCCAAUGAUUAAAAAUGUGCCCGGCUAUGACUCCACUGAAAGUAUGGAAUGGGGUGUCACCAUGGGCUGUGGCAAUGAUGAGCAUGUCUAUCUCUUGUACAGGAAUAGCAAUGAUGAAGGAGAAGAUGCUCUGUACACUGUUGUCGGGUACCAAACCUUGGAAGCUUUUCUGCAGGAACGUGAAUUGGUUGAUGGAAAGGCAGGGAUUAGAGGGGAAGGAGUCAGUGGCAUCGCUCCUGGCAGUGAUUGCCCCGUUGGACGCGACGAUACAACUGACUUGUUGGGAUCAUGCCAAUUCAUGGGUUAAGUCCUUCAUUACUGGCCAGUAUUGCAGCUCGGAAGACGAAGCAAGCAACUGUAGGCGGUGCGAAGUAAAACCUAUAAACUAAGUCCAAAACAACUAACCGCCAACGAACAACUUGCACUGCAGCCCUGAUUGAUAAAAGUACAACCCCUGGGGCAACACUUUUGAUAAAGGCGGUCCGCCCAACACCACUACUUGAACCA
This is a messenger RNA of Seminavis robusta, 2169 nucleotides long. NCBI's taxonomy places the organism in Eukaryota, Bacillariophyta, Bacillariophyceae, Naviculales, Naviculaceae. The record is from the annotation of a GenBank genome assembly.